Molecule: messenger RNA, 195 nt
Organism: Clunio marinus
Lineage: Eukaryota; Metazoa; Arthropoda; Insecta; Diptera; Chironomidae
Source: the annotation of a GenBank genome assembly
AUGAAAGCAGAAUCAUUAGAACAGCAAUCAAUGCUUCACUUUUCAGGAAGUUUUCCAACUUAUUACGUCCUAAGUUUGGACCACAGAUGUCUUAUUCAAACAAAGAAAACUUUCCAAAGAACAAUUGAGCUUUCUGUUGCCACUCAUAAAUUACCUCCAUUGAGCUACUCAACUGACCAUGAAAUUGUAGUUUAA